UUUCGAUUCAAACAACGGAUUUCGCUUCAUAGCGUCGGCUGCCAUUGUGAUCGAAUGUGUGCGUUUGUCUGUUUUUUGUUUGUGAAUUCCGGCGUUCUGGCUUCAUAGUACAUAAUCCUUGCGUCGCUCUACGAUGAGUGAAACACGGAAAAGAAGUCACUUGUCGCAAGACUCUGCCCGUGCAUCGCAUGGAAAGCGUCAUCGAGGUGAAGAUGGCAACAUACACAGCAGCCAAGCCGUUCCCUCAAGCCAAGAUCCGGAUGGGCUGAGUUUGUUCCGCAACGGCAAGGUGCUGAAGAUUGUGCUGAAGAACUUCAUGUGCCAUCGGCAUAUGGUGGUGGAGUUUAACAAGCGCGCCAAUUUGCUGGUGGGCAAGAAUGGAAGCGGCAAGAGCGCUAUCUUGGCGGCCAUGACGAUCGGGCUCGGUUGCAACGCGGGUCAAACGAAUCGGUGCAGCAGCUUGAAGGAUUUGAUCAAGCACGGCGAAACGCAGGCCGUGAUCGAGAUACAUCUGGAAAACACUGCCUUCAAUGCGUACGACCAGGAGCGCUACGGCGGGCGCAUCAUAUGCGAGCGCACACUGAACGCGUCCGGGGGCGGAUCGUACAAGCUGAAGAACGAGCAUGGCCAGACCGUGUCGACGAGCCGGGCGGAGCUGCAGAAGAUACUGCUCGCGUUCAACAUCCAGGUGGACAAUCCGAUCUGCGUGCUGAACCAAGAUUUGGCCCGCUCGCUGCUGAAAGAUUCGGACGAAAGCAAACAGUACACAUUCUUCUCGAAGGCGACCCAGAUCGACACCAUCAAGCAGAAGCUGAACGAGUGUGCCGUGAUCGCCAAGAAGGCGCGCGACGUGCUGGUGGUGAAGGAGAAAAGCCUCGAGUACCUGUCGAACGAGAUCGUGGUGCUGGAGGAAAAGCAAUCCAACCUCGAAUCGGCGGGACGGAUGGGCGAACUGCUGAGCGAGCUGCAGGCAAAGCUGGCCUGGCGCAACGUGAUCGACCAGGAGCAACAGCUGGCGGCAGUGGACGACGAGCUGAAAAAGCUCCGGACGUCGAUCGAAGAGCAGGAGCAUCGGAUACGCAACCGGGAGGCGUUGGUCGCGAAAACGGACAGUGCAAUUGACACGUACCGGGCCGAUAUCGAAAGCAAAAAGCAGGAAUACGUUGCGCUGAAGGAGGCGUACGGGACGGUCCGGCGAACGUUACAGGACGUACAGGCGAAACAGGCCGCCAUCGAACGUGGUAUGCGCAACGCGUCCGAACGUGUGUCCCGGAUCCAGAAGGAUGCUCGGCAGAUCGAGCAGGAUCUGCAGGAACGAAACAAGGACGGGCUGAGCCAGGUCGAGCAGAGGAAGCAAGCGGUGGAGACAGAAAAGGCGCAGCUGAAGGAACGCAACGACGAGCUGGCGUCGAUGAUUGCCAACGCGCAGCGUGAGGUGGACCUGAUGUACAACACGAUGGCACACGUGAAGGACGCCCGGGAGGAGAAGCACCACGAGCGGUGCGCCAAGCAGAGUGAGACGACGCGCAUCGAGAAGCAGCUGGAGCAGUUCGAGUCGGCCCCCCGCAGCAAGCUGGCCGUGUACGGUACGAACAUGCCGGCCCUGGUCGCCCGCAUCCGCCAGCUGCACCAGCAGGGCAAGUUUUCCGAGAUGCCGCGCGGUCCGCUCGGGCAGUACAUCGAGGUGCGGAACAAAAAGUGGAGUGGCAUCGUCGAGACCGCCCUCGGCGGCUGCCUGUCCGCGUUCUUCGUCUCGACGCAGGAAGACUGGCGCACGCUGGACGCGUUGCUCAAGCGCGAGUUUCCCGAUCUGCAGAAUCGCACCAUCUUUACGGGCCGGUUCGUGAAGGAGCUGUACGAUGUGGGCAGUGGCUGCGUGCAGGAGCAGGACGGCACCCAUCUGCUGAUGAAUCUGAUCAAGGUGAAUGAUCCGGUCGUGAUGAAUCGGCUGAUCGAUAGUGCCGCCAUUGACACGAUCCUCGUCACCGAGCACCAGAGCGUCGCGAUACAGCUGACGAGCGAGAUCGAGAACGUGCCGCAGAACCUGAGCAAGGUGAUCGUGGCCGAACCGUGCGCGGAGUUCUUCCCGCAGCCCAAGUACCGCUCGUACGGGCUGCAGCAGAAGCCGCCCCGCUACCUGCAGGUCAGCAUGGACGAGCUGAAGCGCCACACGCAGCAGCGCCGAGAGCAGCUGCAGCGCGAGCUGAGCGAGCUGAACAGUGCGUACGCCAAGGAGGACGAACGGCUGCAGGAGAUGACGCGCAAACUGCAUCAGCGCCAGCAGCACAUGAAGAAGCUGCAGCAGGAGCUGCUGACGAACGAGCAGCAGCUGCAGCAGCUGGCCGGCCUCGUGUUCGAGGGCGAAACGGAAGAAACGACGCUGCGCGAGGAGCUGGAGCAUUCGCGCACGAUCAUUGCCAAGCUGCAGAAAGGCAUCGAGGAGGAGCAGGCCAAGCUGGACCAAGUGCGCCGAACGGUGCAGCAGGAGGAGCAGGCCGCACAGACCAAGAAGGAUGCGAUGGGUGCGGUGGAGGCGGAGAUAGCCCGCAUACAGGCCAGCAUCGAUAAGGAGCAGCAGACGCGCCACGAUCUGCAAACGAACCACAAGGUGAAGCAGCAAGCACUGCAGCGAUCGACGGAGAGUAUGGAGGAGCGCAAGCGGACACGCGUUGCGCUGAGUGCGGCACUGGAGCAGGCUCGGCAGGAAGCUAGCGAGAAGGGUGAGCGACCCGACGAGAGCGAACAGAUUCCAUCCGUGGAGCAGCUGAAGGGGAAAAUUCAUACGACCGAAAAGCGCAUCAGACUGGUUAGUGCAACGCAGGACAAGCUGGAGGAUGUGGUGGAGGAGCUGGAAGGUAAGAAUCGCGAACGGGACGAGCUGGUCCGCUACUCGACGGCACUGCGCGACCUAACCCAGAUGAUGAGAGACAUCCGCAAAUCACGCUUCAGCCACCUGCACAAGCUGACCACACACAUGGCGCUGCGAGUGAAGCAUAAAUUCACGAACAUCAUGCAAAUCCGGAACUAUCUCGGCAAGCUGCGAGUGAACCAGGAGGAAUGCAGGCUAUCUCUUUCGGUGGUGCCGCGCGAUGCUAACGUGCAGAAUGCCGUUUCGACCACCAAAUCCCUGUCCGGCGGUGAGCGUUCGUACGCCACCGUGGCCUUCCUGAUUGCGCUCUGGUCCUGCGUGAGCACGCCGUUCUUCUUCUUGGACGAGUACGACGUGUUUACUGACCAGGUGAACCGCCACACCAUCACGCGGCUACUGCUGAACGAAGCGAUGAAGAAGCCGGACCGUCAGUUCUGCUUUCUAACACCGCAGGACAUGAGCGAAGUGCAGGCCACGGCUGAGUUAACAAUCCAUCGCAUGGAAGAUCCGGAACGAUGUUAAAUAUGGUUCUAGCGGGACGAGAAUCGAUCGAACAGUUAUCGAACAUUCCUCCGCAUGAAGGUCGAAGUUUGGAAAGGAAUAAUAACAAUAGCUUUAAACCCGUUGUUAAAAGUUUUGCAGAAAGUGACCGAUGAAGCAAAUAUGCGAACGAAAAUCAUCAUCCAUAAACGUGCACAAAACGCACAAUAUCGAUCGCAAAGUGAGUUCAAAUGUGCCUGCAGCAGUCAUGCUUAGUUGCAUCUUUGAAGAAUUGAGUUACCUAGUGAACGGGUUAGUACAACGCAGUAGGCGGCUUGUUACUUGCGAUUCGAUGAUCUGAAUGUUAGCUGGCGUCAAUCGCAGCAGGCCACGGCAAAGGACAGCUAGAACAUGUCCUUGCUAGCUGAAGGAACGGGAGUAACGUUUUUAGCUUGGAAUAAAAUAUUCAAAGUUUAAGUUAUGUAUGAAACCAGUGCCCAUCCGGAAGAGAUUCGAAGAUGUCAGUUUAUAAAACAAUAAACCGUUAGUACGUACGAAGCUGUUUUCUAAACAAUCAAACCAAGCAGGAGUUUUCUAGAUAAUGAAAGGCUUCGCAUCCGAAGAGCAAUCGAGUUGCUGGAGGCGUGCUGAGAAAGAGGGCUGGAAGUAGCAGAGCAGACGCCCAUCCACUAAGCGUUCGAUAAAGUUUCAGUUUGCACACGAUUUGGGACGAAAAGCGACGAGCGAGCGCGACGUGGUGAAAAUUUUGAUCGAGAAAAAUACCCAAAGCUCUGAUUGUAUCGUUACGAAGCUACGAACAGAUCCCAAUGUUACAAUUUGCUGGUCCACCGCCCUACCUACCCAGCACAAAAAAAAAGGAAACCCUCCACAGCACAACUCUUUUGCAAGUGCUCCGUUGGGGGACCCACACUGCUCUCGAUAAAACAGUGUUGCCAAAGCCCCUUGUGUCCCUCCUGUGGUCGCUCCGUUGGAACCCCGCAGCUAUUGAAAAGGAAAUCGGCACUCUCCCCCCAAAAAAAAAAAGACAACCCAGCCGCAAACGCGAUUACAGCGAUUUCCCGAGCGCACAAACGCUUAUGCAAAUUAAUGGGUUUGCACAAAGUUUUCGCGCAUCGCAGUUCGCCGAUGAUGAUAGAGUGGAUGUUCACGCUCUCCCAAUUGAUGGUCGCCCUUAUUGGUGGGCUGGUUCGUUUCCGUUUUGUUUGCAACAGGUGUGUUGUUAAAGUUCAGCGCGGUAAUCGUUUUUCGAGGUGGUAUAUUGCAUUACUUUGGAGGCGAUUGCCCUAUUCCCCGGUGUGGUUGGAAAACGAGCCUUGUGCGGUGUUGUGUUUUCUCUCUCUCUCACAAAGUCGCACAAUGCCUGCACAAUUAUCUAUGAAGGGUGAGCUUUCGAUUGAAACAAUCGACCCACAACACGACGAUGUGCAACACGUUGGAACCUCUUCACCACUGCUUCGGGUAAUCGGGAAAGGAUAGGCCGCCUCCUCCCGAUUCGUGUUUGGCGAUUGCCCUCCUUAUCAUCACGUGCCAUGGAUAGGAUUAGUUCGCAGCACAACUUACCCGAGUGCGUUGUCGUGUGCAGCCCAUGGGUCAUAUAUUUCGAGCUCGGCCGUUGCUUGUUGCUGUUGUCGAAGAAGUUCAGCACGUCCAGCACGGCUUGCGGGUUUUUCUUCUGCUCCUGCUUGCUAAUGUUCGAGUUCUUCAGCAUCAGCGCCCAUUGCUCUGGCAUACCCUGUGUGUUGGAUGGAAUGUGGAAGGAACAGAAAAAAAAACACAUCAAUUAGCGAUUGGUACAUAGAAACGCGGAGUGUGGUGCUGUAGAGGGUGAAGAGGGAGAGAGAAAGAGAGACAUGUAGGCUUGUGAUUUAUGAAGUUCGAUUGGCCUAAAAAUAAAACGUCUAGCGAUACGAAGAGCUCGAGCGAUAGAGUAGCGCACAGUGGACGAAAGUGAAGAGCAUCGCCAAACGAGUAGAGGAGGCGGCGGAAUGAUGUUCGAGCUAAAACAAUAGAUUUGCAGCGAGCAGCAGAGCUUGGCGGCGGGGCUGCGAGCAAUGUGAAAAAAAAACAAACUAUUGAGCCAACGUGAACACUAAAACAAGCAACGUGGAGAAAAUGUCUCUAUUUCUAUUUUAUACAACGAGCGGUUCUCGAAGCAAGUAAAGUCGUAACACAUUCAUGCAA
This is a messenger RNA of Anopheles merus, 5551 nucleotides long. RefSeq names its product structural maintenance of chromosomes protein 6 (gene SMC6). Gene Ontology annotation, biological process: double-strand break repair via homologous recombination. Gene Ontology annotation, molecular function: damaged DNA binding; single-stranded DNA binding. Bases 134 to 3391 code for a protein of 1085 amino acids. NCBI's taxonomy places the organism in Eukaryota, Metazoa, Arthropoda, Insecta, Diptera, Culicidae. The transcript is spliced from 8 exons. The record is from RefSeq and is a predicted model, not a curated record. Gene Ontology annotation, cellular component: site of double-strand break; nucleus; Smc5-Smc6 complex.